This is a messenger RNA of Erpetoichthys calabaricus (reedfish), 1272 nucleotides long. RefSeq lists its product as uncharacterized. The coding region runs from base 79 to 1272 and encodes 397 amino acids. Lineage: Eukaryota; Metazoa; Chordata; Cladistia; Polypteriformes; Polypteridae. Gene Ontology annotation, molecular function: ubiquitin-protein transferase activity. The transcript is spliced from 5 exons. The record is from RefSeq and is a predicted model, not a curated record.
AAAGAUCAUUUGCCUUUGGAAAUAAGUAUGCAUCAAAAGAUAAUCGGAGUCUGGAAAUGGGGUGGUUGAAUUUCCAGGAUGGAGAGUAUCACCAAAUACGAACAAAAAAUGGAGGAGGAACAAGACACCUGGCUGCCAAAAAAUUAUGCAACAGUUGAAGAACUUCUUGGUGUUGGGAAGGAGCUGUUUUUCCCAAAAGGCAUUUCUUCAAAAGGGUCUGCAGAUGAAUUUGUUUUUGAAAUUCGUGAAUUUGGUCAAAAUAUUGUGUUGCCAGAAGUCACACUGCGUCAGCUUUAUGAACAGAGUAAAUUACGAAUGUUACGUCUAUAUCUUUGUUCAAAGAAAACAGAUAUUGAUGAGCGGCUAGCCCUUGUCAUUUCUUCAGAUACAGAUUCUGACUUUGUGCCUGAUGGGUCAACCCAGAUCAAGUUGAGAAAGGCCAGUGUAAUGAAAAGAAAACCAAAACUAAGAAAGCAGAACUAUGUUCGAGUUAAUGAAAAGACUGAUGGUGAUUCCCACGGAAACAUAUCUUCAGUUCCUGAGAUGGAUGAAUCACAACACAAAGAGCAGAGUGCGGUCAAUGCAGUAAAAAGGAAAUCAGAAAGAAAGAUGAAGUGGACAGAUAAUAAAGUGCAUGAAAAUUAUGACGGUAGUGGUCAUGGAAGAAUAUCUUCAGAUACUGACCAUGAUGAAUGCCCACAUGAGCAGCUGAGCAGGUUUGUAUCCAGCUCGCCUAUUGAUAAUUCUGACAAACUUGAAAUUGCACUUGCUAUUGACACAUCAUUGGAAGAUCCUGAGAUUCAGUUUGGCAACAUGUAUGAUAACAGUGACAGUCCUCUUAUGUCUAUACUUUCGUGGCAUUUCCCAGAUCAGGAGUUCAUAAUGAAUGAUCAACAAUUGCCUGUGGCUUCAACAGAUGAACCAGCUAGGGAUGAAAGUGUAAAAGAGGUCCAGAAAAUAAAAAUAAGACAUGUAAAUAUAAUUCAGGAUAUGAUGAAUGUUUUCAAGGAACCUAAAGUUCUGGAUGCAAUAAUGCAAAUUGAGUUUGUCUGUGAGAAGGUAAUAGAUGAUGAUGGAGUAUCAAGGGAAGCCUACACAGCCUUUUGGGAGGAGUUUAUGGAACAGUGUGAAGGAGAGGUGGAACGGGUCCCCAGACUCAGGCCAGACUAUUCAGAGAAGGAAUGGCAGGCUGUUGGUAGAAUAUGGUCUAAAGGUUAUGUGGACCGUGGUAUUAUACCUGUCAGACUUUCACAAGCAUUUGUCUUUGCCUGA